Messenger RNA from Fonsecaea multimorphosa CBS 102226, 1248 nucleotides. RefSeq lists its product as uncharacterized. NCBI's taxonomy places the organism in Eukaryota, Fungi, Ascomycota, Eurotiomycetes, Chaetothyriales, Herpotrichiellaceae. The transcript has 4 exons. The record is from RefSeq and is a predicted model, not a curated record. Bases 1 to 1248 code for a protein of 415 amino acids.
AUGGCUCCAACGUCGGUCCUGUCGCGGCGCAAUGAGAGUGGCACCGUCGGUGCGGGAAAAGGCGACUGGCGAGCAUUUGCCUCGGACGAGGACUUCAUUUUGGAGGGCUGGUCUCAAGGAUUUUUGGUCGGCGCGCUCGUCAUCAUGGCAUGCAUAACCAUUGCGAAUAUGAGGAGGGGUGUUCUUCUGCACAAGUUGAUUUUGGUCGAGCAACUUGCAGCACUCUCACAUGGAACAUUCUGCUUCAUGGGAUUCAAAGGAUACGGUUGGUAUCUGUCCUCGACCGCAACUCUCUUGUACAUCUCCUGGAUCGUCCACAAUAUUGUCGCCUGGAUGAAAAUCAGACCUUUCUUCAUGGAUUCCAGGAGCAUGUUCAAGCCCCAGACCGGCAAAUGGGUGCGGAGGGUAUACCUGGGCACCUUGGCCCUCACGGUGCCUUUCAUCUGUUGGCAGAUCUCCAACAACUUUCGCUUCUUCAACAACAUCAACGACUUUUAUGUCCGAGUCCGUCCCUACGAGCCCCUCAUGAGGGACCCGUGGUGGGUUUUUACCUGUCUGACCCUGUUUUAUGUGAUCAAUUCCGUGUACGGGACCGGCGCCUUCGAGCUCAUCAAGCGAUCUCCUCGCUUUGGAAUUCUACUGUGUGCCAUCUGUCUCGCCCUCAUCUUCACGGCGGUCGACAUUGCUGCCAGCAUUCACAAUUUCACCGGCAGUACUGACGGCAUCAACCCGUGGUGGAAACUGAGUCUAGUAUUCAAGUGCCUCACCGAUACAAUCAUGCUCGACGACUUCAAGACCGAACUGAAGCGUCUGGGCAUCCGGCGCAUGCGCAAGGAAGAAUUGAGAAGGCACAGCUUUGCCCUUGUUGGCGAUCCCAACGACUACAAGGAAGGAGAUGAUCAAAUGGAAUUCUCCGACGCCUUACAUACGAAUCCCCUCCAGUUCCAGACAACGCAAAACUUGGAUGACAGUCCAAGAAGCAGCCCCAUGGGACGCUUGCGACAAGAUUCGAUCACCAAUUCACAAAUGAACGAGAAGGAAGUCAUUGGGAAAUCGGGCAAAAAGAUCUCCAAGCUCCCGAGCUUAAAGGGCUUCUCGCUUGCUUCUGGGCCUCGCAAGAAGGUUCGAAUCCACGAUCCUGAGGAGGAAGGGCAUGGAGGAGAUUCACCACGUGCGCCCGCGCCAGCUUCUGACCGUCUGGCGGACAUGCGAAGAAGCCUGGGCGUGGUCGACUUUCAUGGGCGAUGA